This is a messenger RNA of Ictalurus furcatus (blue catfish), 7666 nucleotides long. It is a transcript of the gene ulk1b, whose product is annotated as unc-51 like autophagy activating kinase 1. The transcript has 27 exons. Lineage: Eukaryota; Metazoa; Chordata; Actinopteri; Siluriformes; Ictaluridae. Gene Ontology annotation, cellular component: cytoplasm; autophagosome. Gene Ontology annotation, molecular function: ATP binding; protein serine/threonine kinase activity. The record is from RefSeq and is a predicted model, not a curated record. Gene Ontology annotation, biological process: axon extension; autophagy; positive regulation of autophagy. Bases 655 to 3648 code for a protein of 997 amino acids.
GAGGCGCUCGUGUGCGCAUGCGCGUUGUUUGUGUUCUGAUCGAAUUGUUAAGUCUUUGUCGCUGCAAACUGAUGAACCUUCUUUGCGCUUCUGUUUUUUUUUUUUUUUGGAAUCCGGAGAUUCCAAAAUAAAUCACACGUCAGAGGAGAUCGCUUACGAUGCCGAAGCAAAAAAAAAGAUCUUGCAGUGGAUCUCUGAUAAUGCUGGGAGGGGAAAAAAACAAAACAACAACAACGCUGAUGUAAUCUAAGCCCUCGCUGUCGGACAUGUACACAAACAAAACCGACGCUGGGGUUUAAGGUGGUUCUAUCAGGACUCAGGAGCAAUUUGAGGAAAACUUGAAGUGCGCAACGAAGAAAGAAAGAAAGCAACAAAAAAAGAAGCGCGUCAUGACGGGACUCGAGGGUUAAAAACAAUAUCGAAGAAAAAAAAAAGGAGCACGUCUCCGAUUAAUCGAUUAAUCCAGCUACCAUGACAGAGGAAAGGAGGAUUUCUUUGCGAAGGCGGCACAUGGAAUGCGACAGCGGGCUUCAACUUUCCAGCUGCCUUGACGACGCGGAGAAGGGGACGGGAAGAGGAGGAAUCGUGUGGAUCAGCAGCGAUCCCGAAUAAUAAUAAUAAUAAUCGAUCGGCGCGGAGUAAAUUUGCAGGGAGAUGGAGACAGUCGGGAAAUUCGAGUUCAGCAGGAAGGACCUCAUAGGCCACGGGGCAUUCGCGGUGGUGUUUAAAGGCAGGCAUCGAGAGAAGCAUGACUGGGAGGUUGCUGUGAAAUGCAUCAAUAAAAAGAAUCUAGCAAAAUCCCAAACUCUACUGGGGAAAGAGAUCAAAAUAUUAAAGGAGCUGAAGCACGAAAACAUCGUCGCGUUGCAUGAUUUUCAGGAAACGGCGAGCUCUGUGUAUUUGGUGAUGGAGUACUGUAACGGAGGAGACCUGGCUGACUACUUGCACUCCAAGGGCACGCUGAGCGAGGACACCAUCCGUGUGUUCUUGCAGCAGAUAGCAGGCGCAAUGAGAGUGCUGCAGGCCAAAGGCAUUAUCCACAGAGACCUGAAACCACAGAACAUCCUGCUGUGCCACCCGGCCGGCCGCAAGUCCCACACCAACAACACCUGCAUCAAAAUAGCCGACUUUGGCUUCGCACGGCACCUCCAGAACAACAUGAUGGCCGCCACCCUCUGCGGCUCCCCCAUGUAUAUGGCUCCAGAGGUCAUCAUGUCACAGACCUAUGAUGCCAAGGCUGACCUGUGGAGUAUUGGAACCAUUGUGUUUCAGUGUCUUACUGGGAAAGCCCCAUUUCAAGCCAGCAGUCCUCAGGACCUCCGCUUGUUUUAUGAGAAGAACAAGAAUCUCAGCCCAAACAUUCCCAGAGAGACGUCCAGCCACCUGAGGCACUUGCUUCUGGGCCUGCUGCAGAGGAACCAUAAGGACCGCAUGGACUUUGACGAGUUCUUCAAGCACCGUUUCCUCGAGGCGAGCUCCACCAUGAAGAAGUCUGCACCGGUGACCCUGACCUGCUUUCCCAGCUCAGGUUCAGCAAGCUCAUGUAGCAGCUCCUCCACCUCACACCUCGCUUCUCCUCCUCAGUCCCUUGGUGAGAUCCAGCAGAAUCGAACCAAAGCGUUGGCCUCCCCUACCCAGGAUUCUCCGGGCUUCUUGCUGAAGGAUUCGGCUGGUGGUGGAGGAAGCAGUAAGAACUCCUCCUGCGACACGGAUGACUUUGUCAUGGUUCCGGCUCAUUUCCCCAGUGAGCUCACGUGUGAAAUGCCCUCAGGGAAGGUGCUUCAGGAUAGUCUUGUGUGUAGUGGGAGCUCUCUUCUUGCGUCUGGAAGUCAGGGCAAUCAGGUCAAGUCUCUUCCACGCUCGCCCUCUUACAGCAGCUCUGCAGCACCAGCAGGCAGGCCUCCUGAACACUCUUUGAGUAACUGUAGUAACUACGGACAGUCCUUGCCCAUUCCAGUGCCCACACAGAUUCACAACUAUCAGCGCAUGGAGCAGAACCUGCACUCUCCCAGCCAGGACAGCUCUCCACGGUGUACUCCAGUGCGGCGGUGCAGCAGUGGCAGUCCCGUUGGUUGUGGGAGGACAGGGCCGUCUCCCCCUCAUCACUCAGCCAUCACCACCCGCAGACCGUCUAUAGGAGGCAUCAAACCCCUCCAGCACUCCCCACAGGCUCUCCAGCUACCUGAUGCUAAAUCCAGAUCCAGGCAGCCUGGGCUGGGCUCACGCCUCCACAGCGCCCCCUGCCUGCUGGAGGCCGCUGGCGGCUGCAGGCAAACGAUCAGGAAACAGCACUCAGACCCCGUCGUGGCCCCCCAAGGGGGCGCGAUGGCCCUGAGGACCCUACAUUCCUCUCCCCGACUCAGUGAACUGAUGCAGCGCAGUCCGUUACCCACCAUCCUGGGAUCACCGUCAAGAGCUAUGUCCCCAUUUGAGUUCCCAAAGCCGCCCAGCUCUCCGAACAUGGUGACAUUUCUGACUCAGCAGGGUUUAGUUUUCCCCUCAUCUGCUGGCCGGCCGUGCCAGGGCGAAUCAGGCAUGCCUGGUGCUUUCCAGCCUGAGGACGGCAAGACUUUUGGAAGGUCGCAGAGCUCUGGCCUCCUUUCAGACAUGCUGAAAGCAGCAUUCGGGGGACAGCGGGGAGACAGAGGCAGCACAGAGAACCUCAGUGCUGACAGAGCAAUCGACAUAGCACCUGCUGCUGGUGGGACCAUGGUAGUGGGCUCAGGCAGUCCAGCACGAGUGGUGUUCACUGUGGGCUCGCCCCCCAGCGGAGGAACUCCACCCCACACUUCUCGUUCCAGAAAAUUUUCAGCAUGCUCCUCGAGCUCCAUCAGUCCCGUGGGGUCCCUCACCAGCCGUUACCCUCAGACAGGCGUGUGUUUGGAUGGGUUUGAGGGCUCGUCCAGUCCUCGUUACGGUCUCACUGACCCCAUCUCAGCCAACUUUGAGGGAGCUGUAAUGUUUGAGGCCCCCGAGCUCCCAGAAGAAACGCUAAUGGAGCAGGAGCACACGGAGAUUUUGCAGAGGCUCCGGUUCACGCUGGAUUUUGCUCGCUGUAUGAUUGAGGUGGCAGCGUCGAGAGGUGGAGAGGCCGGGCAAGCUGAACAGCCCUCGACCUGCCUACACCAGAAAGAAAGCGUCGUGGCCGACCAGAUCAGCUCUCUGAGCCGCGAGUGGAGUCAUGCUGAGCAGUUGGUGUUGUAUAUGAAAACUGCCGAGCUCCUGUCCACUGCACUGCACACAGCCAUGGAGGGCAUCAAACAGGGUAAAGUGUAUCCCUCCACCACAGUCAAACAAGUGGUCAGGAGGCUAAACGAUCUGUACAAGUCGAGCGUGACGUCAUGUCGCUCCCUGAACGCGCGUCUGGAGCGGUUCUUUUCCCGAAAGCACCGGCUGAUGGACCACAUCAACACCAUCACUGCAGAAAGGCUCAUCUUUAGCCACACUGUACAGAUGGUGCAGGCUGCAGCUCUGGAUGAGAUGUUCCACCAGAGUGAGGCUUCAGUACAGCGCUAUCACAAAGCCUUGCUGUUGAUGGAGGGUCUGUCACUGCUCCUCACCGAGCAGGCCGACAUCCUCAGCGUCAGCAAGUGUAAGCAGUGUAUUGAGCGUCGCCUCACCGCGCUGCAGACAGGCCUCUGUGUAUAGAGAUUCGACCAAGUCCCUUACAUUCCUUCCCUACAUUUCCUAGAAAGAAUACGCCUUCUUUCCAUCCCUCUCGCUGCUUCUUCAGUCUAAGAAAACGAAGACUGAGAGGACCGAGGUUGUGGUCAUGGGUAUAGUGAUGCCUGCAGUGUAUGGUGAGAAAUGUAGAGAGUGAGUUCCUGAAUCACAUUGUGUAUGAAUCAGAAAUCAGAUAAGCUGCAGGCAAUCACUUCAGUCUCACGUCGAGUCCCUGACAUUCUCGUGGAGAUCUUUUUUUUAAACCUAUAAGCUGCACUGUGUAAACAUGUUCUGUUUCGCGUAGACAUAACACUAUGUCAGGAUCUGAUUUUCUUUAGUACUGGGCUUGUGCAAUCACAGGUGAUAGAUAUUCAUCAGUAGCUGGAUUUAAUCAUACACUCGCAAAAAAAAAAAAAAAGGUAUUACACUGUAUCUUUCGUGGUCUGGUCACUCGGGUAGUACAUCUUUUGUAACUUUUAGUAUGCAUCUGCAUGUAGUGUACCUUUUUUAUAGCUUUAAUCUACAAAUGAAUUAUGGAUCAUUUAUGUACAGUCCCCCUCGAAACUAUUGGAACCAGAAAGCCUGUUCAUUUGUGUGUGUUAUACACCAAAGACAUUUGGGUUUGAGAUCAAAAGAUGGCUCGGAGACGAGAGUUUAGGAUUUCAGCUUUUAUGUUGUUUAACACAUCUCGAUGUAAAUACCAGGAAAUAAAACAUAGAACCUUUUGUAUCAGACCACCCAAUUUUGAAGUGAGCAAAAGUAUAGGAACAGAUAAGUACCUUGAAGUAAACUAAUGUAAAUAACACGUAUAUAUGUUUGCUUAUCCCUUGCUUGGAAUAACUGCAUCAAGCCUGCACUCACUGACAUCACCACAUUGUUGGUUUCUUCUUUUGUGAUGCUUUUCCAGGCUUUUACCACAGCCUCUUUCAGUUGUUUGUUUCAGGGGGUUUCUCCCUUCAGUCUCCUCUUAAGGAGGUGAAAUGCUGCUCAGUUGGAUUAAGAUCUGGUGAUUGGUGACCUUCCGCUUUUCCCCCCAUGAUAAAGUGCUUUUGUUGAGUUGCCAUUGUGUUUUGGAUCAUUGUCUUGCUGCAUGAUGAAGUUCCUCCCGAUUAAUUUGGAGGCAUUUCUCUGUAAGUUUGCAAACAAAAUGUUCCUGUAAACUUCUGAAUUCAUUCUGCUGCUACCAUCAUGAGUUACAUCAUCAAUAAAGAUUAGUGAGCCUGUUCCAGAAGCAGCCAUACAUGCCCAAGCCAUGACACUACCUCCACCAUGUUUCACAGAUGAGCUUGUAUGUUUUGGAUCACGGGCAGAUCUUUUCUUUCUCCACACGUUGGCCUUUCCAUCACUUUGGUAGAGGUUCAUCUUGGUUCCAGAACUUUUCUGGCACAUCUCUGUAUUUCUUUGCGAUUUCCAAUCUGGCUUUCCGAUUCAUACUGCUGAUGAGUGGUUUUUGCAUCUUGUGGUAUGGCCUCUAGAUUUCUGCUCUCAAAGCCUUCUGGAUUGACACCUUCACUCCUGCCCUGUGAAAGCUGUUGGUGAUGUCACCAUCUGACUUGUUUUGGAGGGGGGUUUCUUCACAGCUCUUACGUUUCUGUCAUUAGCUGUUGUUGUUUCCCUUGGAUGGUGUCUGUUGCUCAGUAAACCAUUGCUUUCUUUCUUUUUUACAACUUGUUGUAUUGGCUUUGCCCAGUGAUUUCGCAAUGCCUCUGAUAGAUUUCCCCCUUUUCACAGCUUCAAAAUGGCUUGUUUUCUCCCAUAGACAGCUCUCUGAUCUUCAUGUUGGCUUAUCCUUUUUAACAACAAAUGCAGUCUGCUUAGAUGAUACUGAAGGCUGAAACCAAGAGUAGAUGUCCAGAGCUAUUUAUUGUUUAAACAAUCAAUCUAACGGGGCACACCUGGGUAACAAGCAACACCUGUCAGUCAAUGUUCCAAUAUUUUUGCUCGCCUACAAAUUGGGUGGUCUGAUAGCACAUUUUGUAUGUUUUAUGAUGCAUAACGCAUCUACAUAUAAAGCUCCUUUAAAAGCAGCUUCUCAAAGGACUGGAAUAUAAAUACAUAUAAAUACCAGGAAGUAAAAUCUGAAAUUCUAAUCUCUCUUCUAUUAUUCAUAUUUUGAUCUCAAACCUACAUGUCAUUCAGUCUACAACAAAAAUGAUUUGGCCACUAGUUUCGGAGGGGGCUGUACCUUCAAGGAACACUAUAUCCACAUUUCUAGUUGUAACAUACAUAAAGGUACAAAGGAUGUAGCCUUACGGGUACCACUUCAGGAAAGACACCGUUUAGUGCUCCAAGUAAGAGUGUAAGUUGGAACUCAUAUUUUUGGUCAGGUAUGUUCCUAGCCAUUUGAGGGCAAAUUUCAUGUUAAUAUACAGAUGUCAUUCAUGGACAAUGAAGUUGGCAUCUCCUAAUUGACUGUGCGUCACUUUAUUUUAUUUCACCCUAUUUUAUUUUACUUUAUUUUCCCCUUUUGCGUCGAAGACUAUAUGUUCACCAGAUGAACGUGACGAACCAAAAAAAGCAGACGGACCAUGGGUUACACCAAGGAGGUAACUUGGAGUUGAGUUUGAAGUUCAUAAAUUGUGUUGCACCAUUUCAUUUAAAAAAUUUUUUUAUUAAAAUUGUAAUACUGAUGUAAUAUAACCUGUAAUAAUAAUAUAAUUGACAGGUAUUAAUUAAUAUAAUGUGUGAUACAACACUUCACUAGGGAUUAUAGGUUACCAUAAAAAUCAAAAAUUUAAAGUAAACAGCAUUACUCUUAAUCUUCAGUGAUUUAUUUACAGUUUUUCUUUGCUUGAGUGAAAAAUAGCAUGGUCAUUUUCUUUUAUGGAGCUUUCAUUAUCUGCAGUCCAUAUUUUGAAAUUUAAACCACUUGCAAGAUGAAAACGAGUCCCUUAAUGAGUUCGAGUUAACUAACAAUAAAUUGGAAUUGUAUUGAAUUAAUAAGAUAAUUGAUUCAAGAUUAAAGUUUACAUCAGUUUAAUCAAAUAUUAGGUAAAAACUAAAACCAGGAUUAAAUGAUGGCUUAAAUACAGUUCGGAAAUUUUUUUUAAAAGGUAUUUUGAAGUUAGGUGCGACUGGAUUCACAGACAAACAUGGAUGUAUUCCAGGUUAAAGCUUUCUUGGUGCAACCCCGUCACUAUAUGGGGGGGAAAAAAGUAUAUAUUAAACUAUAAAAAUUUGUAGUGUACAUGGAAUUCAUCCUUAUACAGUACUUUCUCCCUGUUUCCUUUCGUAGUUUUUAUUACCAGUCAGGCCGUGUGUAGCACUUUAGUGAAUACGGACUAAGAUCGUCCACUUUGUUUCCAAAUUCCAAAUGCGCGAUCUGAACGUCUCUCGAUUUAUUUUUUUUAUCUUUGUUUUCCCCCCGUUUUUUUUUUUUUUAUCUCUUCUGUGUUUUUACAUUGUUUGUUUUUGGCAAUCGUGUUCGUCCGCCUUUUUAAACGUGUGUAUGAAUGAGUGAAGGAUAGGCUAUAAAAACAGAGAAAAGAAAAGAACGACACUAUGGAGAAAUAGGCAGGUCGUACUUUGCGUUUUGUUUAUUAGUUUUAGCUGUUAUUGAGAACUCUAGGCUUGGUGUAGCGUGCAGCAGGCCCUGCGCUGUAAGGCGAUAUUAUUUCUUGUAGUUUCAGUCACACUUUGUUAAGAUUAUCUGGGUAGUGUUUUUUUUUUUCUUUCUCGUAGCGAUGGAGCUCCUUUUGUCCCCGUUAAUUAUACAGUCCUUUUGAAUUUUUAAAGGAUUGUCGCUCAUUGAUCAUGACACCUGUAGUGAAUGCGGCGUUUGUAACCCGGACCCGGGAACAGAAGUACACCAUCCUCACGUUUACUGCGCUGCAUGGGGGGCGCCACCUGUUUCCAUGCGAGUUUUUAAAUGUUUGUGCUGAAUGCUUUUAAAACUUUAUUAAAGUAUGCUGAGUGGUUUGGUUUUUGUGUGUCAGAUAUGGUUAAAUCUAUUUUAUAAUGUGCCUUUAAAAAAAAAAAAAAAAAAAAAAAGCAAAAAUUUAAA